Mus pahari (shrew mouse) is the source of this 3428-nucleotide messenger RNA. It is a transcript of the gene Sh2b1, whose product is annotated as SH2B adaptor protein 1. Bases 597 to 2645 code for a protein of 682 amino acids. The record is from RefSeq and is a predicted model, not a curated record. Gene Ontology annotation, biological process: intracellular signal transduction. The transcript has 10 exons. Gene Ontology annotation, cellular component: plasma membrane. NCBI's taxonomy places the organism in Eukaryota, Metazoa, Chordata, Mammalia, Rodentia, Muridae. Gene Ontology annotation, molecular function: transmembrane receptor protein tyrosine kinase adaptor activity.
CCCGUCCCAGCGCCUGCGCAGAAGCGUGUGCUGGGAGCCCGUAGCGGAGGCGGGGGGCACAGGGAGCGGGAGCUGCGGCCGUCGCCGCCGCCGCCGCUGUCGCCGCCGGAGCUAAGCGCGGGGACCGAGAUGCAGGUGGGACCGGAACCGGAACCCCCCUCUUCGAGUGCCUCUUUCCUCUCCGGACUCGACCCUGUCGUCUGAGAAGCCUGGGCGGGGGUGGGCGUGGGGGCUCGGGGCUGGAGGGGUGCUCGGCUCCCGAGAGGGCAGCAGAUAGUUGGUCCCUUGGAGGGCUCCGGCCCAGGGGCAUGUGGAGGGUGUCCAGCGAUUAGGAUCGGGUCCGAGUGAUUGACCACGGGGCCCGGAGGGUCCGAACCUGGAGCGCAGCCUGCACCCUCCACCACCCGCCCUUCUGGAAUGUCAGAACUAAGCCAAGAGGCAGGUGCACCAGAAAAUUGUGACUGAGUCUUCUUGGCAGAAGAGAAACUGAGUCACCAGUCCAGGAACCGCAGGCUGUUGCCGCUCAUCCCGAGUCUUCUGGCUGCUUCCCUAUUUGUUCCCUGCAGGCUCCCCCUGUCCUCCUCCUGGGGCCCAUCAUGAAUGGUGCCCCUUCCCCGGAGGAUGGGGUCUUCCCUUCUCCGCCAGCGCUGCCACCACCCCCUCCCCCAAGUUGGCAAGAGUUCUGUGAGUCCCAUGCGAGGGCUGCUGCCCUGGAUCUUGCCCGACGUUUUCGCCUCUACCUGGCUUCCCACCCACAGUAUGCAGAGCCGGGAGCAGAGGCCGCCUUUUCUGGCCGUUUUGCUGAGCUCUUCCUGCAACACUUCGAAGCCGAGGUGGCUCGGGCCUCGGGCUCACUCUCCCCACCUGUCCUGGCUCCAUUGAGCCCUGGUGUGGAAAUCUCACCACCACACGACCUGUCCCUUGAGAGCUGCAGGGUGGGUGGGCCCCUGGCAGUGUUGGGCCCUUCUCGAUCGUCUGAGGACCUGGCUGGCCCCCUUCCUUCCUCAGUCCCUUCCUCUACAACAUCCUCGAAGCCAAAGCUCAAGAAGCGCUUCUCCCUCCGCUCAGUGGGCCGUUCAGUCAGAGGCUCUGUUCGAGGCAUCCUGCAGUGGCGGGGGACCGUUGACUCUCCCUCCCAAGCUGGGCCUCUGGAGACCACAUCAGGCCCUCCAGUUCUAGGUGGAAACAGCAACUCCAACUCCUCUGGUGGCGCUGGGACAGUUGGUAGGGCAUUGGCUAACGAUGGCACAUCCCCUGGGGAGAGAUGGACUCACCGCUUUGAGAGGCUGAGGCUAAGUCGUGGAGGGGGAACCCUGAAAGACGGAGCAGGAAUGAUACAGAGAGAAGAGCUGCUGAGUUUCAUGGGGGCUGAAGAGGCUGCCCCUGACCCAGCAGGAGUGGGUCGCGGAGGAGGGGCAGCUGGGCUGACCUCAGGAGGAGGAGGGCAGCCUCAGUGGCAGAAGUGUCGCUUACUGCUCCGGAGUGAAGGAGAAGGAGGAGGAGGAAGUCGCUUGGAGUUCUUUGUGCCACCCAAGGCAUCCCGGCCCCGUCUCAGCAUUCCCUGUUCUACUAUUACUGACGUCCGCACAGCCACAGCCCUAGAGAUGCCUGACAGGGAGAACACGUUUGUGGUUAAGGUAGAAGGCCCUUCAGAGUACAUCCUGGAGACAACUGAUGCACUUCAUGUGAAGGCCUGGGUGUCCGACAUCCAAGAGUGCCUAAGCCCCGGACCCUGUCCUGUUAUCAGCCCCCGUCCCAUGACCCUUCCCCUGGCCCCUGGGACCUCCUUCCUCACAAAGGAUAACACAGACAGCCUGGAGUUGCCCUGCCUGAAUCAUUCAGAGAGCCUGCCCAGCCAGGAUCUGCUUCUGGGACCCAGCGAGAGUAACGACCGCCUGUCGCAGGGAGCUUAUGGAGGCCUCUCAGACCGGCCAUCGGCGUCCUUCUCCCCUAGUUCUGCCUCCAUUGCUGCCUCCCAUUUUGAUUCAAUGGAACUGCUUCCUCCAGAAUUGCCUCCUCGAAUCCCCAUUGAGGAGGGGCCUCCAGCAGGGACAGUUCAUCCCCUCUCUACCCCCUACCCUCCCCUGGAUACUCCAGAAGCAGCCACAGGGUCGUUCCUGUUCCAAGGGGAGUCAGAGGGCGGUGAGGGGGAUCAGCCCCUCUCAGGCUAUCCUUGGUUCCACGGCAUGCUCUCUCGACUCAAAGCUGCCCAGUUAGUGUUAGAAGGAGGCACUGGCUCCCAUGGUGUCUUCUUGGUACGCCAGAGUGAGACAAGGCGUGGUGAAUAUGUCCUCACUUUCAACUUCCAGGGCAAGGCCAAGCACCUGCGCUUGUCACUAAAUGAGGAGGGUCAGUGCCGGGUCCAACAUCUGUGGUUCCAGUCCAUUUUCGAUAUGCUUGAGCACUUCCGGGUGCACCCCAUCCCUCUGGAGUCUGGAGGCUCCAGUGAUGUUGUCCUUGUCAGCUAUGUGCCCUCCCAGCGGCAGCAGGGUGAGCAGAGCAGGUCUGCAGGGGAGGAGGUGCCCGUGCACCCAAGAAGUGAGGCCGGGAGCAGGCUGGGAGCCAUGCAGGGGUGUGCGAGGGCGACCGAUGCUACCCCGAUGCCUCCUCCACCCUCCUGCCCUUCGGAGCGAGUGACUGUGUAACGGAGCACCUCCCAUGACCCAGCCCAGCCCUCUGAACCCCCUCCAUGGACAGAUCCCCCACAUCCUGGGGCAGAAGAGGCGUCGGGGGCGCCAGAAGUUGCGGCAGCCACAGCCGCAGCAGCCAAAGAGAGGCAAGAGAAAGAGAAAGCGGGCGGUGGAGGGGUCCAGGAAGAGCUGGUCCCCGUGGCUGAGCUGGUCCCCAUGGUUGAAUUGGAAGAGGCCAUAGCACCAGGCACUGAGGCUCAGGGUGGUGCUGGCUCUAGUGGGGACUUGGAGGUGUCCCUAAUGGUGCAGCUCCAGCAGCUACCACUAGGGGGCAAUGGAGAAGAAGGGGGUCACCCCCGAGCCAUUAAUAACCAGUACUCAUUUGUGUGAGAUACCUGCCCACCCUCCAUUUUCCUGCUCCCAGCCUUAAGUUGUGAGACUGAGCUGGGUAGGAACACAGAGGAAAGUGGGAGUUCCCUCCCUACAUGCUUCCUGACCCUUGUCAGCCAAGGGUGUGUAUGUUGGUACAAGUAGAGGUUCAAGAGCCCUGUUAAGUCCCCAAUUACUACACACUACAGGUGCCCUUGCCCCAGGCCAAGGACUUGGGCUCCGUUACCUCCCUGAGGGGCUCUUAUGGUCAGCCCCAUCCCUGGGGGUUGUUUCCCCACUAAUAACCCCCAACCCAAGCAAGGGUGAGGGGGAAGGGCUGUCAGUUAUAUUAAGGUUGUUGUUGUUGUUUUAAACAAAAUGGAAAAGCAUAAAUAAAUAAAUAAAGGGUUUAUCUCAGUUCCAUCAUGA